AUGAAUCCAUGAUCACUCAAGACUCAAGAGAUGAAUGACCCGGCAGGGCAUUCGUGGGUUGGCCGGGUCAAAAUCAGGUAUGUGAAGAUCAGUUUCCUUCACCGACAAUUCUCAAGCCGGAGUACCAAUGAUGAGUCCCGUCGCCGUUCCUUGAUUCACACUCUUCAGCUGCAACUGCAUAAACGCACUAUAGAGAGUGUUAAUCGUAUGGAAGAAAUCAAAGCUCACACACACAAAUUCUCCAUGCGCAUUUGAUUCCCGUCAUCGGCAGAAUGGACAGAGCGACCUCCUCCGACAACGAAGAUGAUCGGCAGAACCUAAUCGGAGACGAAGAACGGCGCAGCGGCGCGAAAUCGCCUUCCCCGUCCACCUUCCAGAUCGACGGCAUAAACAACCGGUUCGUCGACUCCGCGCGGUUGGGCUUCGGCUGCCGGAAGAGGUACUUAUUAGCGGUCAUUCUCCCGGUUUUCGUUUUCAUCGUCUUUAUCACCACAGACAUCAAAAGCGUCUUUCGAACUGGAGUCUCUAAUAUUGGCUUCGACUCUUCUUCGGUUAGUCGCAUGCGCGAGUCCGAGUUGCGUGCGCUGUAUAUGCUCAGACAACAGCAGUUAGGGCUUUUCAAGCUGUGGAACCAUACGUUUGGGAAUCUAACUAGAUCCGCUGCUGUUGUUAGUAAGGGGAAUUCGAGUUCGAAUCCUGCUGGAAAUGAUAGGAGUCAAUUGGCUUUAUUUUUAGAUGAUCUGAGAGCAGAUUUGCUAAGUCAGAUCUCAUUGAAUAAGCAAACUCAACAAGUUCUUCUGUCAUCACAUCAAUUAGGGAAUUCAUUGGAUCUGUCAUCGGAUAAUUUCACUGACCCAAGCAUUGACGGAUUAGGUAGGUGUGGGAAGGUUGAUCACGGAUGGUCUGAGAGGAAAACUAUUGAGUGGAAGCCGGAAUCAAAUAAGUAUUUGUUUGCCAUUUGUGUCUCCGGACAAAUGUCGAAUCAUUUGAUUUGUUUGGAGAAGCACAUGUUUUUUGCAGCUGUACUUAAUCGUGUUUUGGUUAUUCCAAGCUCGAAAGUCGAUUAUGAGUUUCAGAGGGUGUUGGAUAUUGAGCACAUCAACAAGUGUGUUGGGAGAAAAGUAGUCCUGGCUUAUGAGGAGUUUGCAGAAAGUCAGAAGAACCAUGUGCAUAUAGAUAGGUUCAUUUGUUACUUUUCCCAGCCACAACCCUGUUUCGUGGAUGAUGAACGGAUUAAAAAGUUGAAAUCUUCGGGAGUUUCUAUGAAUAAGCUGGAGACUGCUUGGGAUGAGGAUGUUAAGAAGCCAAAACAAAGGACCAUCCAUGAUAUAAUCUCCAAGUUCUCUUCAGACGAUGCUGUUAUUGCUAUAGGCGAUGUGUUCUUUGCGGAUGUUGAGAGAGACUGGGUGAUGCAGCCAGGUGGUCCCAUUGCCCACGAGUGUAAAACUCUAAUUGAGCCCAGCCGUCUUAUUGUGCUCACUGCCCAGAGAUUUGUUCAGACAUUUCUGGGAGACAACUUCAUAGCUCUUCAUUUCCGUAGACAUGGUUUCCUAAAAUUUUGCAAUGCCAAGAAACCAAGUUGCUUCUACCCUGUUCCUCAAGCUGCAGAGUGUAUCAAUCGUGUGGUUGAGAGGGCCAAUUCUCCAGUAAUAUAUCUAUCUACAGAUGCUGCUGAAAGUGAAACUGGUUUGCUUCAAUCUCUUGUCAUCCUCAAUGGGAAGACUGUACCUCUUGUUACAAGACCUGCUCGUAAUUCAGCGGAAAAAUGGGAUGCUUUAUUAUAUAGGCAUAGCCUUGAGGGAGACACUCAGGUGGAAGCAAUGCUAGACAAGACAAUAUGUGCUUUGUCUGCUGUGUUCAUCGGAUCUCCGGGGUCCACCUUCACCGAGGACAUUCUAAGACUCCGGAAAGGCUGGGGUUCGGCAUCUCUGUGCGACGAGUAUCUUUGUCAAGGCGAACUCCCAAACUUCAUUGCAGACGACGAGUGAGUUGCCCCCGCACUUGCAAACACUUUUGGGACUCAACAACUGGGGUACGUAUCGCCGUUGGGAAUUUGGCUGGAUUUGGGAAACAUAGACAGAGUUUUGUGCUGCAUUUUGAUGAUUAGCAUUACCAGAAGGUAGAGAUAAAGCAGUCUUAGCCAUUCACCCAUUCUUUGGCUUUAUGUUUUUGGGAUCUUAGCGUAGCAAUUUUUCCCGUUUUGAUAGCCCAUGUCACUUAUAACUUAUUUGUUAUUAUUAUUUUCCCAAUGUAUUUAACACUUUGAUGAGCAAUAUGUAUAUUUAUACAUAAUGAGUAUUAAGGGGUAUAAGAAUAAAAAUUUGACCAAGAAAAUGCAAAUAAAAAAACAAUAGGUUG
Messenger RNA from Cuscuta campestris, 2358 nucleotides. The record is from the annotation of a GenBank genome assembly. NCBI's taxonomy places the organism in Eukaryota, Viridiplantae, Streptophyta, Magnoliopsida, Solanales, Convolvulaceae.